Messenger RNA from Arachis stenosperma, 1887 nucleotides. RefSeq names its product zinc finger CCCH domain-containing protein 48-like. The transcript has 6 exons. Bases 71 to 1126 code for a protein of 351 amino acids. The record is from RefSeq and is a predicted model, not a curated record. Gene Ontology annotation, molecular function: metal ion binding; protein binding. NCBI's taxonomy places the organism in Eukaryota, Viridiplantae, Streptophyta, Magnoliopsida, Fabales, Fabaceae.
CUCUGCUAAGAAGGCCUUCAAGAAGCCAGAAAAUUGUGCACUAAGGGCUGUUGAGUAUAGACCAGAAGCUAUGUCUGUUGAGAAGCCAACUAAGUGUGAACAAAAGGAUGUGGAAGAUGUGGAAGAUGUGGCCACUGUUGCUAAGGCUUCUGUGGAUAAAUCACGCAAUAUUUGCAAAUAUUGGAUGACUGACAAUUGUGUGCAUGGUGACUUGUGUCAGAAUUUGCAUUCAUGGUUUUAUGGUGAUGGGUUUUCUACGCUUGCAAAGCUUCAUGAACACAACAAGGCAAUCACUGGGAUUGCACUGCCGACUGGUUCAAACAAACUUAUUUCUGGUAGCACUGACGGCACAGUUCGGGCAUGGGACUGCAACACUGGCCGUUGUGUUCACAUGAUCCAUCUUAAUUCUCCAGUUACCUCACUCAUAUCUGAGGGCCCAUGGAUUUUUGCCGGUGUGAAAAAUGCUGUGAAGGCAUGGAAUAUUCAGACGGGUGCAGAUGUUACUCUUGAUGGACCUAAAGGGCAAAUCCUUUCCUUGAAUGUUGGCAAUGAUAUCCUCCUUGCUGGAGCAGAGGAUGGUGUUAUUUAUGCUUGGAGAUGCAGCUUUGAGUCUCCUUUCAAAAUGGUUGCAACACUAAGUGGUCAUAGUAAAGCAGUGGUUUGUCUUGCUAUUGGAUGUCACAAGAUGCUUUAUUCUGGAUCCAUGGACCAUAGCAUUAAGGUUUGGGACCUUGAUACAUUACAGUGCACAAUGACACUUAACGGCCAUACCGACGUUGUCACAUCACUUAUUUGCUGGGACAAUUUCUUGUUAUCGGCUUCAUCUGAUCGCACAGUCAAUGUUUGGGUGUGCACCGAGGAGGGAACUCUGGAAGUGACAUACACUCACACUCACGAAAUUGCUGUUCUUGGAAUGUAUGGGAUGACUGAUGCAGAGGCCAAGCCAAUAUUGUUCUGCUCGUGCAAAGAUAAUUCAGUUCGUAUGUUUCUAGAGAGAGGUCGACUAUUUACAAGACAAGAAGUUCGAUCCUUUGGGAUAGGCCCUGGCGGACUCUUCUUCACUGGAGAUGGGACUGGUUUGCUAAAUGUGUGGAAAUGGUUAGAAGAGCCUAAGGUGCCAACAUAGGGAAAUACAUAAGAUCUUGAGUUACAUGAUGAGUUAUUCUAAUUAUUUUAAUGUGGUGACCUUAUCUUUAUUCUCUGAAUGUAUGAAUUAACUGAGCAUACUUGAUGUUGGGGUUGGGCAUAUUGGUUCUUGAGGUACAAGAAUUUAGAGAAAUAUUAUUGAUUCUUGAAGCAAAAGAAACAGUAAAAUAAAAUAAUAAAAAAAGUCCAAGGCUUUGAGCAUCAAUGGUUAGGCGGGUCAAAAUUGGCCUAAAAAGCUCAAAAGAGUUGUUCUUCCUAACUAUAUGCUUGUGGUGUGAAAGUGUCAAGUAAUUCUUGAGACCGAACAUUUAAAGUCGUGACCCAAAGCUAUUAAAGAGUACGCUUAAGGCUCUAAGCACCACUGUCUGGGAAUUUGAGCAAAGCUAAAUUCGAAUCCAAAGGGUUCCCCCAGUUAAGUGCUUGUGGUGUUUAUGUAUCAGGUGGUAAUACAUGAAAACAAAACACUUAGAGUCACGGCUAGGCUCAAAGGUGCAAAGCACCAAAAGAAAUAAAAGCUGUGUUCAAGAAUCAAGAAAAACUUAAAAGAAGAGAGUCAAAAAUAUGAUCUGGAUUCUAAUUCUAAGGGAUACCAAUAUUGCUGAACUUCAAAGGAAAAAGAGAUGCCAAAGCUAUUCAGAAAUAGAGAGUUAGUAGCCCCAUUCAGUAAUUAGACCUAGCUUCAUCUGACAACUCUAACUUUCAAUGUAUAAUGUAACAUUCUAUGUAUUAUACAAUUCUCAA